This is a messenger RNA of Leucoraja erinaceus (little skate), 3132 nucleotides long. RefSeq lists its product as uncharacterized. Gene Ontology annotation, cellular component: acrosomal vesicle; zona pellucida receptor complex; extracellular region. NCBI's taxonomy places the organism in Eukaryota, Metazoa, Chordata, Chondrichthyes, Rajiformes, Rajidae. The record is from RefSeq and is a predicted model, not a curated record. The transcript has 10 exons. The coding region runs from base 752 to 1654 and encodes 300 amino acids. Gene Ontology annotation, biological process: acrosome assembly; binding of sperm to zona pellucida.
GACCGCGCUGCAUCGGCACCCCACCUCCUCACCCCCGGCCGCGGGGACAGACAGCCCAGGGUCCGCGAGUGUGGAACCAGUCAGCGUGGAAUCCGGAUGCUGGGACAGAAGACGGGCCCGCUACAUUGGAAUCCAUGAUUCAGAUACAAAUAUUUGUCAGAAAAAUACUGAACUGUGUUUACAUAAAAGAAGUUCAAGAUUAAAGCGGGAUGAAGACAAUACGUUCCCCAGCUCACCAGAUACAUCAUCACAAGCCUUCAAAGAACAAGUCAUUGGUGUAGAAGGAGAAAUUGUUCCAGUUUUCUUCCAUGUUUACUCAGUCGGCCAGACUCUUCAGUGCCUAACAAGGGAUCUCUUAUCUCAAAGCCUCGUGGAUCCAAAGUUUAAGUGGAUUGGCCCAAAUGGACUAAUUACUAAAGAAUCUCAAAGAUUUGUCAUCACAAACAAUGGAAACUUGUUGUUUGAUACCAUUUAUGUAGUUGAUUCCGGAAAUUAUACCUGCAACCUUACAUACAGACUAGAUCUGAAACAAGAAACAAGAUUGGUCAGAUAUACAGUCUAUGUGUAUCACAAUCCAAAAAAAAGUGUCCGCCUGGAAGCAGAUUUCUACACAAAUAAGUGUAAUAACAACGAGAUUACUAAGUUUGAGAAACAAUUGCAGAAGCAGUUAGAAGAUGCUGUCCAGGACUUGCAGUGUGAGGUGCACCACUGGAAUUCUGCCUGCCACAGUAUCAAGCCCUCAAAAACACCAAUGAGCCAUAUAUUUAAUUUUCAAUUCAUUGUGUUUCCAUUUGCACUUGGCUGGGCUGAUCAGUGCAAUGAUACAUAUUGUGACCAACAGUCUGAAGACCGUGUGAAAAAGGCAUACAUGCGAAUCAAGUCUUUCAUUGAGGACUACUAUCCUUUUAAAAGAAAGUUCCAAAAUAUUGACUACAUUGCCAACUCUCUAAAUGGUGUGAAAGUAGAUCACUGCAAACCAGGAUUUGGCAAAAAUAUCAUAACGAGUAUUCACUGUGAAGGGUGCUGUGUAGCAUGUCCACCUGGACACUUCAGUGCAAGACAAGACACAAUCUGCACUCCCUGCGCCUUUGGUUCAUUUAAUCGACAUUAUGGAAAGACUGAAUGCACAAACUGCCCACAUGAUGAAGCUACCAAUAGAAGUGGUGCAACCUCUCAACAGGAAUGUCAUUGGAUUAUAUACCCAUGGAUAUUACCUGUGGCCUCUUCAAUAGGAACCUGCAUCUUAUUUAUAACCAUUUUUAUAUUAUGCCGGAAGUAUCGUAAGGCACGAAUGAAGGGAAAAUAUGUUCAGGUGAAAGAUGAAGAGGUAAAAGAAGAGGUGAAAUCACUGGCAAAUAUUAUUAAAAGUGUUGAUCUACUGGAACAGAAAAGCAAAUUAAGGCCAUCUGAAUUUAUUGUUAGGCACUCACCAGAACAUCGAGUGGGAUUUUCAGAUGAUCAAUGCAUUGACUUACUUAGUGAUACCGACACUGAAACAGGAAAGACUUUUGACUCUUUAUUGUCUGAUGAAACUACAUGCCUGGAAACCAGUGUGGAGGAAUGCAGAUCUAUAUACACAUCUGAUGAUUCUUGCUUUAUGUCAAGAAGUUCAACUCCGCAAAAACUAGAAGCAGUCUUCAGGCAUGGAAGGUAGUAGUGUUCAUGGAUUUUGUGCCAAAAUCUGUAUAGAUGUGGUCCCACAUAGAUAAUCUGUGGUUUGCAGACCCUGUUGCACAUUGUUCUUUGAGUGUAUACUGUAGAUAAUGCUAAAAGAAAAAUCUAAGACUGAAAGUCGUAUCAUCUUAAAGUAUUUAUUUAAAUGCUUAAUUCAUCAACAUGAAAAAAAAAUGUUUAAAUUAUAUACUUAUGGAAAUAUAAAGAAGGGAAUAAAGUUCAUAUAUUCUGAUAUAGCAAAGGUUGUUUUUCUUACUGUAAUAACGUUAUUUUUGAUGAGAUAUCCCAAUUGCUUCAUUUGUAUUGGUUAAUGUAUUGACAGUUCAACAGAGUCUUCCAGAGAUUAAUAUAUGAGAUUGAGCAUUCUCAGGAACUUUAAGGGUUGCUCAUUAGAUUUUGAGUUUGAAAUGAUUAGUCUAUGUUGCAUUAUGGUAAGGGUUUAGAAUUACAUAUCUUUUGCAGACAAAAAUAUAUUUUUUGAAAAUAAUGGAAGCAUAAUGGUGUGAUACUAUGAUAAAAGAUUCAAAUGUGUUUAUGAUAUCAGUCCUUUCAAUAUCCUAGGCAAAGUUAAAUUAUACUUUUCAGCCAUAUUUUUCUACAUAUACUUUUAUGAUUUUUUUGGCAGUUAAAUUUAAUAGGGAGGUAAACAAAAUUCUUAUUCUUAAAAUAUGUAAAUAUGAUAGAAAUAUUGUGUAUAUUAUAGGAAUGACUGUGCCAGAUAAUGGCAAUUUACUGAUUUCUGCUUGAAAAGUUUGGCAUUUCCAGACAAGGGGUGUGUGUGUGUGUGCGCGCAUGCAUGUGUGUGUUAUGACAAGGACAAACCAUUAUUCCUUACCAUAAUCAUAAUUAAAAUUUCUGGAUCCCCUAUUCUUAAAGCAUAACUUUUGUUUUUUGUUAGAUACAACUAUACGAUAAUAUACUUUGUCCUGUUAUAACAUUGGUACCAAUUAUUUCAUUGGUCAUAACAUGUUUUAUCUAUGUUAAUCAUUCAAUAAUAGAUGGUUAAUACAAAUGCAAUACAUUAUUCUAUCUCAUCUUCCAAGAGAUCGCGCCACCAUCCUCUCUCUGAGCCUAUCAUAAACCCCUAUUUAUUGCAACGUAUCUAUGCUACUAGCGGUAGGGGGCGCAGGUGGUCUACUGUAAUUUGCUGCUGAGAAAACAAGCUUUCUUAUUUCAUCUGUGAGACCAAGCGUAGGCUUGGCGAUCGCUUCACCGAACACCACUGCUCGGUCCGCAAUAACCAACCUGAUCUCUCCGUGGCUCAGCACUUCAACUCCCCCUCCUAUUCCGAAUCCGACCUUUCUGUCCUGUGCCUCCUCCAUGGCCAUAGUGAGGACCACUGUAAAUUGGAGGAGCAGCACCUCAUAUUUUGCUUGGGCAGUUUAUACCCCAGCGGCAUGAACAUUGACUUGUCCAAUUUCAGGUAGCCCUAAAUGUCUCCUCCCCCUCUCAGCUCUC